UGAUCCAGCUGUGGGGAAGACUGCUUUAGCCCAGAUGUUCCGCAGUGAUGGGGCCCAUUUUCAGAAGAAUUAUACACUAACAACGGGCACAGAACUGUUGGUGAAGGCCGUAUCGGUUCCAGAGACAAGUGAUAGUGUGGAACUCUUCAUUUUUGACUCUGCAGGCAAAGAUCUAUUUUCUGAGAUGCUGGAGAAACUGUGGGAGCAGCCCAACGUCCUGUGCCUUGUGUACGAUGUCACUAACGAGCAGUCUUUCAACAACUGCGCCAAGUGGCUGGAGAAGCUGAGGGCUCAGGCAGUUGGGAUGCAUCUUCCAGGUGUCUUAGUGGGGAAUAAAACAGACCUAGUUGGUCGUCGAGUUGUGGAGCAGAAACAAGCACAGGAGUGGGCUGAGAAACAUGGCCUGGAAUACUGUGAGAUGUCAGUGAAGGAGAUGAAAAACUUUGAGGCCCCUUUCCACAUCCUGGCGAAGUCAUUCCAUCAACUGUACAGAGAGAAGGUGGAAUCGUUCCACUCAGUAGUUUGAGGAAUGUGACUAGAGUGACUUAUUUGGCUCUUGAGCUUCUUCCAGUGCCCAGGCUGGAAUACAGAGAGAAGAUAAAAGAUGAGAUUUUUGUAUUUUUCAUGGUCAUAUUCUAGUAUUUCAAAAUAAAAGACAUUUUUCUAGAAAUAAGAGAGAGGAAAGA
Messenger RNA from Tinamus guttatus (white-throated tinamou), 686 nucleotides. The record is from RefSeq and is a predicted model, not a curated record. Lineage: Eukaryota; Metazoa; Chordata; Aves; Tinamiformes; Tinamidae.